AUGAUAGUGAAUAACUUAUGCGAGUCCUUCAAUGCCCAUAUUAAAGAUGCAAGGGACCAACCUAUCAUCACAAUGUUGGAACUGAUAAGGGAAUAUCUUAUGGACAGGAUCCAAAGAAGACGAGCUGCAAUGGAGAAAUACAAGGGCUCCACUGGACCUUUAAUUAAUGAGAUUGUUCAGACAAGGGUCAAGCAUUCAAGUCAAUUAUGGGAGGUUAGUGGAAUUCCCUGCUGUCAUGCAAUUGCUGCUAUUUUCAUGCGAGAAGAGGAUCCUUACAAUUAUCUGGAUCGUUCUUAUAGCAGAGGCCUCUUCUUCAAGAUUUAUGAGAAUGUUUUGCAGCCAAUUAGUGGUGAGGAUCAUUGGCCCUCAUCCACCAUGCCUGUGUUAGAUCCACCAAUACCAGUUACUCAACCUGGUAGGCUUAAAAAGGCCAGGAGAAGGGAUGUGUCUGAGGGGAAGGAUCAUGGUAGAAGGUUGAGGAGGAGGAUUGUCAUUCAUUGUAGAAAAUGCGGUGAGAUUGGUCAUAACGCAGCUACGUGCAAGAAGCCUCCCAAUGAAGAAGCACAACAAGGUUCUAACAAGUCAUCCGAGGCUCAACCGAGUAAUCAACAGAGGCAGCAAUCAGUAGAAAAAAAGAGGACAAACAAGGAACCAGGCCAGUCUUCUCAAAAUUUGCAACAACAAACGCAACAGGCUAGCGAUGAAACUGGACAGCAACAUCCACAACAGAGCCAACAACAUCAUCAUUCACAGCGAAGAAAAAACUCAACUACAAAGCCGCUUACUGAUGCAGAAAAAGGAGCCAUCAAUGCGAACUAUGCUUAUUUGGGUAAAGAACCCCCAUUCACAGUUGGCAACUGGAGGGGGAGAUGGAGUGGAAGAGGCAGACGCAGACGCAGAGGAAGAGGAAGAGGAAGACAAGGUGCCAGAGGAAUGGGAAAAGGAACAGCUAUUAGAAGAGGAACUCAGCCAUGA
Molecule: messenger RNA, 975 nt
Organism: Coffea eugenioides
Lineage: Eukaryota; Viridiplantae; Streptophyta; Magnoliopsida; Gentianales; Rubiaceae
Exons: 3
Coding region: 1-975 (324 amino acids)
Molecular function (GO): zinc ion binding; nucleic acid binding
Source: RefSeq, a predicted model, not a curated record